CUUGCUCCGCUUGCUCGCCCUCCUCUUCUCUCAGUUCGCCGCCGAGCGCCUUCGCGUCCAGUCCGCACGGCUCCGGCUCGCCGCUCCAACCGUCGUUCGCGUCUCUGCGAUCGCGCUCGCCGGCGACGAAGGCAACCUCGUGCACGCCAACCCUCCCGCCUUCAACCACCUCCCCGUUGUCAGCCCUGUGUGUGUGUGUGUGUGUGUCGCGCGGAUUUAAUCAGUGUCGUGUGUCCUUUGUGAGUGUGUGUGUGUGUGUCUUUCCCCGGAUCACGGCCAAGAUGAAGUUCUCCGCACAGCACGCCGUACUGGCGACGUUCUCCGUCUUCGCAGUGUGGAGCUGCCUGGCGCGCGCCAACGAGAUGUGCAGCCAGGAGAUCGUGAUGGGCUGCGCGCAGCCCUUCAGCCUGCUCACGGACAACAAGGAGAUGGCCAUGUUCCGCAGCAGGGCGGACCUCGACCGGAUAUGCCCGAAGCUGACGGAGGGCGUGCUGUGCAUCGACCGCUUCACGCGGCUCUGCAUGAACCAGCAGCAGCGCGCGCACUUCCACCAGCUGUACCACGGCACCAGCGAGGUCAUCCACGACCUGUGCCAGGACGGCGAGUACAGGGAAGAGUUCCUGCGCCACGCCCCCUGCAUGAGUGAGGUGCGCAACGACCACGAGGUGUGCUCCAACGUGUACCAGGAGCGCAUGGCCCAGAUCGAGCAGAAGACCAAGCUUCGGACGGCGCGCCACUCGCAGCACCACCACAACCACAACCACCACUACCGCCACCACCACAACCACACGGCCGCCGAGGAGGACCUGGAGAAGCAGCAACACGAGGACGACCUGCGGACGCUGUGCUGCUCCUUCCAGGACUACCUCCGCUGCUCGCAGUCCGUGGUGGAGGACAAGUGCGGCGAGGAGACGGCGCGGUUCGCGCACGGCUUCAUGGACAGGAUGGCCCAGUCGCUGGUCACGAGCCACUGCCAGGCCUACCCUCCCGGCUCGGAGCUGUGCUACGACUUCUCUCCCGCCGCGCGGCCGCUGUCGUCGCGGUGGCACUCCUUGGUGCCCGUGGCGCUGGCGCUGCUGGGCCUGGUGUCCGCGUCCUCCAGGCGGUGACGGGCGCCCCGGCCGC
Thrips palmi is the source of this 1125-nucleotide messenger RNA. RefSeq lists its product as uncharacterized. The transcript has 6 exons. The record is from RefSeq and is a predicted model, not a curated record. NCBI's taxonomy places the organism in Eukaryota, Metazoa, Arthropoda, Insecta, Thysanoptera, Thripidae. The coding region runs from base 282 to 1109 and encodes 275 amino acids.